Messenger RNA from Alternaria ventricosa, 2430 nucleotides. RefSeq lists its product as uncharacterized. Lineage: Eukaryota; Fungi; Ascomycota; Dothideomycetes; Pleosporales; Pleosporaceae. The transcript is spliced from 2 exons. The record is from RefSeq and is a predicted model, not a curated record. The coding region runs from base 1 to 2430 and encodes 809 amino acids.
AUGGAUCCCGCUUCAGCAAUGGCGCAAUCACCUAGCAAGAAGCGCAAGGCAGAAGGAGCGAACCCGAUGUCCAAGAGCGGCUCUGAUAUGGCGCAGCGCAGCGAUCCAUCCUUGACAGCUCCUACAGGCGACCGUCUCCUUCCGAAUGGGCACACAGACGUCCAGAAGACACCAGCAAAGCGCCUGAAGACCACCCAUGCGAAGCGCAAUGUAACUCCAAGUCUUGCCGCGGGCAACCCAAGUCGCGCUGUGGUCUCUGGUAGUGUAUCAGCUACUGGCGCAGUGCAUGUCGCAAUGAAGGAUACACCUACACAAAGCUCGAUGACACCGUCGACAGAGUUGAGGGCCGCGAAGACCAAGGUUCACAACAGCGCUAUGUCAGAUGCUAAAGACGAUUACAUCGUGGAGACGGAAGACGAUACUGCUUCAGAGGAAGAGCCUUCUGCUUUCGAGGAAGAGCCUUAUGCUUCAGAAGAGGAGGAUGGUGAAGAGGAAGGAGACGACGCCACGGUGGUCUCAGAACAACUGCGCGCUAAAGCGACCGGUAAGAGCCUAUCUCAUCUUGGCCAUGGGCAUUUCCAGCUGACAAACACAGUCUUCAAUCCAUCACCUCGCCCAGCGAUUACACCGUGGGACUACGGUUUCCCAGCGCCGACACCCCCCUAUCACGACCACCCCAGAUGUCCAAUCGAUUGGAGUAAAGUGGUCAUCGAUUCCAAAGUUCCCAACAGAUGUCAAAAGGCCUACGAACUACGUGCACCAUGGCAACAGCAGCCAGUCGCUUGGGACAAGAUGGCAGAACUGGGAAAUGUCAGUGCAGAGGGCGUACGUAAGCGCUUCGCGUCAGCCAAUAAGGCAGUCUUUGAGCUCACGGGAGUUUACUUCGCCACGAGCCCCCUUGGGCUCGCCGAGCAUGACAUCCCCUUGUACGCAGAGCUGAAGCACUUCCUUCCAGAUACAAGCGAAGCGCCUGCGGUUCUGAGCAAAGAACCUACCACCAACCCAUUGUGGUACGACGGCGAGGCUGUUCAGCUCGUGGUAUUUCCGCCUGGACAAGAUGGUGGCGUCAAUCGCUUCGUAACGCAAGAGGUCAUGGACCGGCUGCCGAUCAACGACCAACACUUUCUUGAGUACUCUCUCGAUAAUUUCGAUCGGUGGUACACUUCGAUUUUUCUAGGUCGUCGUCAUACAUUCCCGAGACGCACAUACCGCCUGGAACCAUACGAUGACACAAGCUUCAUUCACCGCGAUAACGGCACACCGUCCAUCGCAAUGAGCGAUUUGUUCGAGACAUACCGGCUCUCCCAAGAGAUGAGGACUACGGAAGUCAGCGAUAUGAUUCUUGACGAAAUUGUCCAGUCUUUCACGCGAGAACUCGAGCUGAUCAACGAGCAUGAAGUGGGGAAAGUUACCAUGCAGGAGUGCGACAAGAUCAUCCAGUCCAUGAGUUUUGAACUUGGCGACCUCAGCCUACUUUGGGAGCAAACCAAGGACGAUGAUAAAAUCCGUAGGGUAGUGCUCGAGUCAUUGUUUGAGAAAGUCGCUAUCUUACAAGACGAUGUGGAAGAGCAAAAGCGUCAUCUGAACAGGGAUUUCGUGAGAGACUGGCAGUUCUACAUCAUUCGUCCAAUGGUUCACAACAGGCAUGGGAAAUCUCCAAAAUUCUGCGCCCAGUACCACAAUCAUGGCGUCCCUACAUCGGAGUGUUUCCGCAUCAAACCUGAGUCCUCUAAGCUCAUCCCCGAGAGGGCUGACGAAGCCAGGAUGAUCAAAGUCCGCUUCGGUACUGUGGAUCUGGAGAUCGAGGAUCGCGCUAGCUAUGCCGGGGUCACCUUCCGCUUUGAGCGUCUAGUAGAGGACAAAUCGGAGUGGGACUGGCUGCGCAUACGCUCCAUCGCCACGUUCGUUGAAGGCCCUCUAGUUCCUGAUGCUCGCCGUACGAAGUGGCACCUGGAGCCGAUCUACUAUGAGUUGGAUAACAUCGAUGCCCAUGGCCGAUACCCUUGCCAUCCAGGUUAUCAGAACCAGGAUUGGACACAUCCGGUUGGAGAGCCAGAUGUCUACGACGAGCCAUGGGGGAAGGUCAUCAGGCGCGAAGUCCCCCCGGGUGCGACCAAGUACCGCGAGACUAAGGUACCCGCUGGCAAGGACGAGCAUGGGAAGAUUUUUUUCAAGGUGACAGAAGUCUUCUUUGAGAUUGAAGACCCGUGUUGGUACCCUCCUGAUGACUGGAAUGCGGACAUGGACCCUUGCGACUUUUGGCCCCAGGAGCUCAGGGAGUAUCGGAGGUGGCUCUGGGUUGAAGAAGGAGGGACGAUCCCACGGAUUGAAGUUCAGCGGUUUCGACCUCAUGAAGACGACACUCCUCGUUGGCAAGAGCCUUUUGUGGAUCGGAUGAACAAGCUGAGCGUUUUGGACAUCUUUAGUUGA